This is a messenger RNA of Batrachochytrium dendrobatidis JAM81, 2333 nucleotides long. RefSeq lists its product as uncharacterized. Lineage: Eukaryota; Fungi; Chytridiomycota; Chytridiomycetes; Rhizophydiales. The transcript is spliced from 4 exons. Bases 105 to 2015 code for a protein of 636 amino acids. The record is from RefSeq and is a predicted model, not a curated record.
GACUGCUUGUUGAUUAAAAUCCAAGUUGUUUUAAAGCGGUAGUUUGUAUUGCUCAACAUAUAUAGCCCAGUUGUUAAUAUUGUAUCUGUACUAUUGGGUACAUAAUGGAAUCUCAGGUCGUUGAUCCUCACUCUACUCCAUCUGCAUACUUAGAAAAGUCUGUUCGUGUGCCUGCUGUAAACAUCUAUCCUUGCAUCAACACCGAUGAUACUGAUAAAUCAUCUACUCAUAGCUUGACUUGCAACCACUCCCUUGCUAACGUAGCUGUUUUUUCUGACUCUGUGUGUGGAUCCACCGCCAUUGCUGCCGAGCAGGCUUCCUUUGUUCCAUUAAUUUCUAGCUCAUCUUCAACACCUGGAAUUGUGCGUACCUCCACUGGUGCUGCUGUCAAGAUGAACCAUGCGGAAAAUGGAGCAACUGUUGCCUCACUUACCGAGUGUCCUGUUAAGCCUGCCUCUACUACUUCCUCCCCUGUAUUGGUCGAUAUAGCUUCUCCCAAGCUUAUACCCACAAAGUCUCGUUCUGGCUUGGACGCCCGCAAAGUUCAGGAGGGCGAGUUUGAAGCGGAGCGACAUUUUUACCCGCGAGUACUUAAUGCCAACAUCCACCCACUCGUAUCAUCGUUCUUUUCACUGGGCAAUGAACGUAUCCUUGCUAGAUAUACUCAUCUGAAUCCACAAGUCAACCUUGAUUCGUUGAAAUCGCUUCUUAAAUACAAACCCAAGUAUUUUCAGUGGGCUGGAUCUGAUCUUUUUCAUGUUACAACUGCCGAGGGUCAACGUCAAAUGAUCAUUGUUGAGACCAACUCAUGUCCAUCUGGUCAAAAAUCGAUGCCCCUACUCUCUGAAAUUGGCGAGGAGCACGAACACGGUGGUUAUGGCAUUGUGAUUGAUUCCACCUUUUGCGAACUGGCCGCUAAUGCUGACAAAUCACUUGGUGAUCUUGCUGUGGUGUGUGACAAGAACAUGAUGGAGGCAUCGGGGUAUGCUGCUGUUCUUGCCGAUACCGUCAAGGAGACGGUUUGGCUGGCAGAAUACUAUGUUGAAGAUCCUGAUCCACCAGUCAAGUGGAUUGAUGGUCUGAUGUACCUGAGAGAUGAACACAAAACAUGGCAUCCUAUUCGUGCUUGUUUCCGUUACGUUACUCAAAAACCAUGGAACCGUAUUCCCAUCAAUUCGAAAACCAUUGUUCUCAACAGCAUUGUAUCGUGUCUGGCUGGCGGACGCAAUAAAAUGAUGGCCUCUCGUGCAUACGAUUUCUUCAACUCGGAGCUCACUGGCACUGGUAUGGCAAUUCGCAUGCCUGAAACCAUUCGCAACGUAACCAAAAGCGAAAUCCCACUGUGGAUUGAUUCUAUGGGCGGUCAUGCCGUGCUCAAAGUCCCCUACUCGAACGCUGGCCAAGGUGUUUACACCAUUACCAAUAAGAAGGAGCUGGAUGAUUUUAUGAACACCGACCAUUUUUACGACAAGUUUAUUGUGCAAUCGCUUGUUGGAAAUGCUUCAUGGUCUUCUGUUACUCGUGCUGGCAAGUUUUUCCAUGUGGGUACGAUUCCCAAUAAAAAGAACCAUACGUAUGUAAGUGACUUGCGUAUGAUGGUGACUGCCAAUAGCAACGGGUUUCGCCCGGUUGCAUGCUAUGCGCGUAAGGCUCGGACUCCACUAUGUCGCAACCUUGAAGAUCAUCCCGAAUUAACUUCAUGGGAGAUGCUUGGCACCAAUUUGUCGGUUAAAACAGAUGGUGAAUGGACUACUGAAGCUCAGCGAUUGCUUCUCAUGGAUCGCAAGGAUUUUAAUCAUCUUGGUAUUGGAAUUGAUGAUUUGAUUGACGCAUAUAUUCAAACAGUCUUGUCCGUAAUUGCUAUUGAUAAAAUGGCACAGCGAUUGAUGAAAGAUGCACCAUCUACUGCUCCUCGAGAUCCAAACUAUCCAUGGUAUAACGAAAAGAUAUUUGAUUUUGAGCUUUUUGAAGCACUAAAUCCUGACAAGGCGUUACUCGACGAGAUUGUCAUGUAGUUCUCAAAGUCAAUCUGUCAAUACUUUUUGCCUUUUUGAUCAUCGUUUGUCAGCUUUGGUUUUAUGUACAUACUAGUCAGAGUCUGUUUAGAUUUUGAUAUUUCAUUCACAUUUAUCUUUGCUUUUUGUCGUCAACUGUUUUCCACAUCAUACCAAGAGGUCUAGAUCUAAGCUCUUGCAUAGUCUAUUCCUCUUGCAUGCUUAUUUUUACUUUUUAUCAGUUUCUUUACUACUGACUUGCCACGGAAUGUGUUUUGCAUCGACUGUCAUGUAUGAGAUUGAAUUGAUUAAAACCUUCAAACCCAAUUAGUCUAUUUU